Messenger RNA from Momordica charantia (bitter melon), 2519 nucleotides. RefSeq names its product CCCH-type zinc fingerfamily protein with RNA-binding domain-containing protein. Gene Ontology annotation, molecular function: RNA binding; metal ion binding. The record is from RefSeq and is a predicted model, not a curated record. NCBI's taxonomy places the organism in Eukaryota, Viridiplantae, Streptophyta, Magnoliopsida, Cucurbitales, Cucurbitaceae.
CUGUCAUUUUUGCCUUAUUAUAAGAAUGGUGUCGUUUUCAGUGUGAAGAAGAUAAAUACAGCGAAAUACAAACACACACACACAGAAAGAGGAUAGAAAAGAAAGAAAUAUCAUUCAGUCAUGGCCAUGGAUGAAUUUUGGGCUCUGGGUCGCUUACUUCUCUGACUUCAAUUGCGAAUUCCGCAGAGAGUGGGAAACACAGAAAGGGGGAGUUUGAUUUUCCUUGAAAAAUAGGCGUAAUUUGGUUACAGCUUUGAGGGAGGAUAUUUAAUUUGAAUUUGGGAUGGAUUUUUCCAAGUCGACAAAAGUUGUGUACGAGAGAAUCCACAAAUUAGAGCCGGAAUAUGUUUCCAAAAUCAUUGGGUAUCUCCUUCUGCACGGGCAUGGCGAGCACGACAUGAUCCGAGUAGCCUUCAGCCCUGAUUCCGUGAUUCAAUUUCUGGUCGACAAGGCCAAAUCCGAACUGGGAAUUCCCGAAAUCGCGGCCCCUGCUCCCGCCGACCCGUAUUUACAAUUAUCUCGCCUGAUUCCAUCCCCAUCGCCGGCGGCCUACUCCGAUUUGGUGGUUUCUGAGGAUUACUCCCUGCAGAGCCGGAUGCAGUUCAUGACGUUGGAAGAGCAAUUGGAAUCGCUGAUGAACCCGGUGGGGGUGGAGUUUGGGAGCAAUUGGUACGUCCCAGAACCGCCGUUGGGGCUGAGAAGGAGUCGCCGGAGUCCGAGCGUGGCGGAGUUUCCGGUGAAGGUGUGCCAUUACUUCAGUAAAGGGUACUGUAAACACGGGAACAACUGCCGGUACUUCCACGUGCAGCCGGUGGCGGUGGCGGAGAGUGGGAUUGAUCAGUUUGGAAACGAGGAGCAGAUUAUUGUCUCUCCAGGGCCGCUUGAGAAGCUGGAGAUGGAGAUAAUUGAGCUUCUGAAAUCGCGGAGAGGGGCUCCGAUUUCCAUUGCGUCUCUGCCCAUGAUUUACUAUGAGAAAUAUGGGAGGAAUCUUCAGGCUGAUGGCUAUCUCACUGAAAGCCAAAGGCAUGGGAAGGCUGGCUAUAGCCUCACCAAGCUUCUCGCUCGUUUGAAGUGCAUUCGUCUCAUUGACAGGCCUCAUGGGCAGCAUUCUGUUAUCUUGGCCGAGGAUGCUCCAAAGUACAUGGAAUUUUCCGCGGUUGAAACCGGGUCGCGACAGAUUUACCUCACCUUUCCUGCUGAAAGCAGUUUCACAGAACAAGAUGUUUCAAACUACUUCAGCAAAUAUGGACAUGUUCAAGAUGUUAGGAUACCCUGCCAACAGAAGAGGAUGUUUGGUUUUGUAACUUUCACUUAUGCUGAGACAGUGAAGGAAAUUCUAUCCAAGGGAAAUCCCCAUUCCGUGUGUGGCGCUCGGGUUCUCGUUAAACCGUAUCGGGAGAAGCCGAGGCUUUUCGAGAGGAAGAGUGCAGAGAAAUCACCACUUCCCAUGCAUUACAUCCACAAUUUCAUGGACCAAGGAGACUUGGAACAACACUGUGUGCCAAGAGUUUGUGAUGGUGCAAGAUUGAUGAUGAGAAAGCACCAUCUUAUUGAGGAAAACGAGCAACACCCAGAUUUUGUAUUGGCAUCCAAGCCCUCAUCCCAUCUUCCCUAUUUAGGCUUUUCAGCCAGGAAGUUGGGUCUUUCAGCAGGUUUUGGAUUCUUUGAUUUUGACUUUGGACUAUUUAAACAAAUUCUUAUACCUCCAUUAAUUGUUCUUAGCCAAUGCAGAAAUGAAGGACGACUUCUCAUCUUCUGAGCAGCUCAGUCAGUUUCUAGAUUCCCUUACAGACGGUUCCACUGGUCACGAUAGGUCUGUUUAAAGCAAGUCCGUUUUGAUAACGAUAUUGAGACGAAAUGGUUAUGAAACGGGUCAUAAUCUCAUAGUUAUGGUGGUUUAGUUUCACUUUCACAGCCCGUGCAGCACACAAGGAGUUAAUCUACCCGAUAGUCCAUUUGCAUCUCCCAUAAGGAGUGAAAUUUCAACAGUUAUAUAGAAGAUACACACACCUUGACAGGAUUUUAAUAGAAGAUAGAAGACUAAAUUUCCUCACAAUCUUAUGGAAUCCGAAUCAGAAAUCGGUUUCAAUAUGAAAACUUUCAUUCUUUUUUCUUUUGUUUUCUAACAAAAAUGGCAUAGGUGCGAGCAUAUAGAUAGAGAAUGGUGGAUUACUUCUACUCGGAAAGGAAGAGAAGUAGUUGUUGAAGAUUGACAAAGUUUGCUGAGGAAAUAAGAUGAUAGAAAGAGAGCUAAUAAAUGAUAUGUAUGUAAAAGAUUUUACAGCUUUUUGUUUCCCCUUGGAUUUGUUUUUCUUUAAAGUUAGUCAGGCAAGAAAAAGCUUGCCAUUUCCUAGAAAAAGUGGUUUAAUCUACUUUUUUUUUUUAGUUGAAGAAAAAAAAAGGUGUAAAUAAAAGAACAUGAUGUUUGUUAUGUUGCAGAGGGAAGAAAGGUUUAGAGAUCUCUGCAACAUCAAUCAAAUAACUUUUACUUCCUAUGAAAGUUAAUGGUUACUUAGUAA